This is a messenger RNA of Bursaphelenchus okinawaensis, 2354 nucleotides long. Lineage: Eukaryota; Metazoa; Nematoda; Chromadorea; Rhabditida; Aphelenchoididae. The record is from the annotation of a GenBank genome assembly.
AUGAAUUUCGGAAGAGCAAAACGAAAAAGCGCGGCAGCCAUUCCAGACUCGGACAGUGAAGAUGUGGACGACUAUUUCGAUGCUGAUACCGGGCUGUUCUUGGAUUUUGAUUUUGUAAGUUUUUAUAUUUUUUAUGUAUAUAAAUGGUGCGUCUGAAUUAUCCGUAUUUUACCAAUAUAGUCAGGGCCGAACAGGAACUUUUCAAUUCUCCCCCCCCCCUUAAAAGUAAAAAAUAGGUAAGGUUCUUUUAAGGCUAUUGGUUGAAGAAUGAGCAUAGGAUAAGGCUAGAUUAGGGUAAAGACAGGGCUGAAAUAAGACAAAAUUUUAAAGGUUAAGAUAGCGCUAGAUUAAAGUAAAUAGAGUAAGACUUAUCUAAGCUUGUGUAGUGUUUCUUCUUGAGUUUUCAAAAUUAAAAUUUAAAAUUUAUAGCAAAUCAAACUUACUUUAGCUACACUUUUUUACUUUGUUCUUUGCUUUUUUUAGUUCUUUGCAAGUUUUUAAGAAUGCUUAAACUAUAUUAUUGUAGGCUUUAUGCAUAUUACUUAAAAAAAAAAGGUUUUUGCCAUACCAUUUUUUACUUCCAUAACCUAAAAAACCAAAAACUAACUCAAAUUAUACCUCAAUAUUCCAUGAACACUAAAAACCAUUUUAAAAUCUACUAUGAAAUAGUCUCUAUUUGUUACCUAUGUUAAUAUGCAUUACCAGCGCCAAUUCCUUUCGUUUCACUGCGCAGACAAUCAUAUAACGCUAUUCAUAUGAUGACACAAACAAUGUAUUGAGUCUGGUUAAUGUUGUUAUGGCCAUAUUUUUGCAAAAAAAAAUUUUUUAUCGUGAAAAAGGAGGUUAAGUACGGUAUGUACUGAGAUUACCAUAGUAAAUUUAACUUGAUAUUAAAUUAUGUAGCAGGUUGUUCACAUAAUUCCGUGCUUCUUUUUAAAGCAUGUUUUUGAAUUUAGGGGCACAGAAUUAUUUGAACAAACUAAUAGAAAAGUUUUGUCGUUUUUUAUAACGAAAGUUGUAUUGAAAAAACGACAAGACUUUUUUGAGGGUUUAGAUAAAUAUCAUUUGUACAUUUAAGUGUAUUAUAGUGUAGUAGUACUUAAACAUUCGUUUAGCAUGUAGUACAUAAUGCACUACCUUUAUCGCAUCUUCAAUAAUCAUUUACAUUUUUACAUUUUACAGCCAUACACAGUCGUAUGUACGUGUAUUUACUGAAAGCCAAGUAAAAUAAAGAGAUUUUUUGUAUCUGAAAGAUUAUUUUCUAUUGUGUGUAUUAAUUUACAAAAUGACUACAAAUGAAGAGGUAGGUCGAACAUCACACGUUUUGGAGAAUUGUCUUUAAAGUAUUAUGAUGUAUCACUAAAUUAAGGUUGCGAUAAGACAAAAAUUGAUUUUUUAUAACUAAAGCGUAACAAAUUUGUAAGGAUAGGAUAAAUUAGAGCAUGCGUGUAGGGCUGCGGCUAGAACUUGGCUUAGGACUUGUCAAAACAUUUAGCAAAGUUUAGAAGUUAUGACAAAGUUAAUAUGCGGCUGGGUAAUGUAGUAAAAUAGCACUUCUUAAAAAAUUUUUUACGUGACGGGGCGGACUAGGAUGUAAUUAGAGCUAGAGCUAGAACGUGAGCUACAGUUAGAGCUAGAGCUAGAGCUAGAGUUAGAGCUAGAGCUAGAACUAGAGCUAGAGCUAGAGCUAGAGCUAGAGCUAGAGCUAGAGCUAGAGCUAGAGCUAGAGCUAGAGCUAGAGCUAGAGCUAGAGCUAGAGCUAGAGCUAGAGCUAGAGCUAGAGCUAGAGCUAGAGCUAGAGUUAGAGCUAGAGCUAGAGCUAGAGCCCUGGUUUAGAGAUCUGGGAUAAGGUUCUGUGUUAGAGCUUUAGAGAUUGGGCUCUGUGACUAGGGCUUUGGAACAAGGGUUCUAAGGCCAGAGUUUUAGGGUUAAGGCUUUGAGCUAGUGCUUUGGGCUAAAUUUAGUCUAGGGCUUUGGGCUAAAGCUCUAGUCUAGGGCUUUGGGCUAGGACUCUGAGCUUACAAUUAGGCUAAGACUAGGGCAACCUUUUGUGCAAGAACAGCUAACAUAUGCUAACUUUUACUCUGGAACCCAUUUAGUAUAAUCAAAAAGCGAACAAAUUUGUUUAAUCUACUCUGUCUUCCUUCGGCCCGCUGUGUAAUCUGGGCCGCGCAUCUUUCAAAUUACUCUCUGUUUUUGUCUUCAAAUUAACAAUUACUCCUUAUAAUUCGAUUUCAAAUUUAAUUAUAUUUUAAUGGUUUUAGGGUCGAAAAAUGUCAUGGGUGGACAUGAUCGCGUCGUCCGCCACGAAUAUUCGAAAAACCGAUCCUGGAAUGACCUGUAAGUUUAUAUAG